Fomitiporia mediterranea MF3/22 is the source of this 1698-nucleotide messenger RNA. RefSeq lists its product as uncharacterized. Gene Ontology annotation, molecular function: alpha-1,6-mannosyltransferase activity. Bases 1 to 1698 code for a protein of 565 amino acids. Gene Ontology annotation, cellular component: endoplasmic reticulum membrane. The transcript is spliced from 7 exons. NCBI's taxonomy places the organism in Eukaryota, Fungi, Basidiomycota, Agaricomycetes, Hymenochaetales, Hymenochaetaceae. The record is from RefSeq and is a predicted model, not a curated record. Gene Ontology annotation, biological process: protein N-linked glycosylation.
AUGAGUCUGUUUAUGGACAUACUCGUCCUGUCAACCGCCUGGACCCAUGUCCUCCUUACAUCCUUCACCAAAGUCGAAGAGAGCUUCAACCUCCACGCGACGCACGAUGUGCUCAUGUACGGCCUGAACGCGUCAAAUCUUCCAAAGUACGACCAUUUCGUGUUCCCUGGUGCGGUACCGCGCUCGUUCUUAGGCAGCAUCCUUUUGGCUUGGUGCUCGCGACCUGCCAUUUACCUGCUAAAAUCACUUGACGCUAUCUCGUCAAAAGCAGACCUUCUAAUUAUUGUCAGGCUGGUCCUUGCAACACUGAACACCAUCGGUCUGUGUACACUUCGACGGGCAGUCUCCAAGCGUUUCGGCUUCUCGACAGGCGCGUUCUUCACCUUCCUCACAUGCAGCCAAUUCCAUCUCCCAUUCUGGAUGGGUCGAACUCUUCCAAAUAUGUUUGCUUUACUUCCCGUUAACAUUGCAUACAGCUACGUCAUAUCCCGCAUGCCAAACAGUAGACGACCGGCUCCGGAGAACGUCAGUAAAGCAAUCUCGCUCUUGACGUUUACAGCAGUCGUCUUCCGAGCAGAGAUCGCCGGACUUCUAGGUCCACUUGCUCUCCAAGCCCUACUUGCGCGCUGGAUCUCGUUCCGGGUGGCCCUGAGAUCGCCGCUGAUCGCCGCUCUCGCAUCCAUCACGUUAACCACGCUCCUCGAUUCCUACUUCUGGCAACAAUGGCCCCUCUGGCCAGAACUCUACAGCGUCUACUUCAACGUAUACCAAAAUAAAUCAGUGGAAUGGGGCGUUUCUCCAUUUCAUGCGUACUUCAGUACGCACUUGCCGAAGUUGCUAUUGAGUAGCGCUCCGUUAGCGUGCCUUGGAUUGCUGGUUGAACCGCGCGUUAGGAGUUUACUAGUCUCGCCGUUGGUUUUUAUCGGGCUUCUUAGCUGUCUUGGACACAAAGAGUGGAGGUUUAUCGUUUAUGUCGUUCCGCUGUUUAAUAUAGCGGCUGCGCGGGGCGCGUAUUGGAUGAGUCGACAACCGAUACGUACUAUCAUAGGCCGGUUAUGCCUCCUCGUCCUCCUAGGAUGCGUAGCAGCAAACGCCAUAGUCACGAAUACCUUGGUCAAAGUAUCAAUGGCGAACUAUCCAGGUGGACUAGCGCUCGUGCGGUUCAACGAGCUGUUCGCCGAUACGCCCAAUGUGCACGUACACAUCGACAACCUCGCCGCCCAAACAGGCGCCUCACUCUUCCUACACAUCCACUCCCCUCCUCCCUUCCCAUUCCCAUCUCCGUCUUCAUCAUCUUCUUCCACCCCCUUCCCCUGGCCCUUCCGACAUGUACACUCCCCAUCAACAUCCACCUAUCUUUCUUCCCUCUUUUCUCCUUCCCUCCCUUCCCCUUCCCAUCGUAAAGAUAAAUAUCAACCAGGCCAACUAAACUGGACAUACAACAAAACAGAGAACCUCCUCCCCUCUACCAUGACCUCCACACCCCACUUCACACACCUCAUCACCGAGUCUCCUAACGACUUCUCUAGUUCUGCGUGGAAGACGGUUGAGUGUGUGAAGGCGUUUGACGGGUUUCGUUUUACGAGGGGAGAAGGAGCGGUGGAUGGAGAAGGGGAAGCAUUAGGAGCAUUAUGGGAGAAGAUUCCGAGGUUCAGUAUCAUGUAUUCUGAUAAGCUGUGUAUUUUGAGUAGGCAGUGA